ACAACUGAGCUAUCUGCAGUAGGAAGGAGCUAUGGAACAAAAUUCUUCCCAUGAAAUUUCGGAUCUAACAUCCCAAAUGGCUAAAACAGAUUUGAAAGGCAAGAGUCCUAUGAAAAUAAUCACUAUUUCUUCCUCAGCAACAAACAAAGGACUAUCGCAGUUUAAGAAUGCGUUAAUAGGUCAGUACUUCACUGUAAAACCCACAACUGCAUUCAAUAUGUAUCAUGAUGCAAGGAAUACCAUAUGGAAAGAGCUUGAGGAUUUUUCAGUCAAGUAUCAUGAUGAAAAGCAAUUUAUGUUUAAUUUUGCAAACAACAAAUAUUAUAACUUUGUUAAGAACCGUGAUUCCUGGAUAAUUGAAGGAAGCCUCCUUCUAUUAAAAGAAUGGUCACCUUUAAUAAUAUGAAGAAAAUAUCAGUUUACUCAUCAAUGGAUGUUGGUUCAAGAAAAAGGUCUCCCUUAUGAAUUUCAGAAUGAUGUAACUCCAAAGGAAAUUGGAAAUCUUAUUGGCAACUGUGUUGAAAUAGACCCUCCAAAUGGUUGUCCAAAAUUUGCUAAGAAGGUCAGAGCUCGCAUCUACCUAGAUAUUAAGACUUCCUUGAGGAAAAAAAUCAAUGUUCAAACAACAUCGGGGUCUAUCACCACUAUAAAACUCCAUUAUGAAGGUCAGCCAAGCUCUAUUUGCCAGGAAUGUUGGGUCAUAGACCAUGAUAAUAAUCGGUGUGAGAAAAAGGCACAAGAUCUUUUACAAUUUGAGAAAAUUGUAUAUUCUUUUGGUACUCUAUUUCCUCAACCAGAGAGUUCUCAGGACCCACAACAAGCUGCUGCUAUAGACAGUCCAAUUAUAAAUCAGACUACCUCUUCAGAUAGUCUUAUUGCUCCAGUUAUUCCGGAGGAACCAAUGAAUCUGGAUCAGACUCAAGGUAACAGAACUAUAUCCAGCGAUAGCUCCAAAUACUCACCGGUCUCACUUGGUUCAAGAAAAUGGAAAAGAAUUCGACGAGAAGAUGCAUCUCCAGAUAGUAAUGAGUUCAAAGUACCCCAUAUUUCACAUGUAGCGACUCAUGCUUACUUUGGAAAACCUAUUGAUCAUUGUAUUCCUCAACCUCAACAUGCUAAUAUACAAGAUGAGUCCAUUAGAAGCUGUCCCAGUGCUGGAAAUCAUGAAAGCCUAUCUGAACAGCAAGGGGAAAGUUUAGAACAACUGGAAAUUGACUCUGGAGAUAAAAUUGGAACUGGAAAACAGGAAACAAUAGAUACAAAUUGGAAACAACCAGUACAAGGCUCCGCUGCAUAUAGAUUGGCUAUGAAACUGAAGAAUACCAAAUCAAACUUGAAGCUUUGGAAUCACACACAUUUUGGUCAUAUCAAAGUACAAAUCAGUAAUAUCAAGCAACAAAUUAGCGAAGCAUCAACACAAACAGAUUUCUUUGCUUCACAACAAUAUAAGAAUCUUGUUCAAGAGCUUCAAGAGUGGUACCACAGAGAAGAGCAAUUUUUCUGGCAAUAGUCAAGGGAUAACAUUCUGCUGGAUAGUGACGGCAAUACUUCAUUCUUUCAUUCUCAAGUGAACUUCAGAAAACGUCAAAACUCUAUAGAAGCUUUGAAAGAUGAUAUUGGAAUCUGGCACAAUGACCGUAGUGAGAUAGAAAUUAUUCUGGUUACACAUUUGAGAAAAAUUAGUAUAUCAAAACAUCCACAACAUGAUCCUGAGCUACUGCAACUAAUCCAACCAUGUAUAACAGAUGAAGAUAAUGAACUUUUUCUCCAAGUACCCACGAAAGAUGAGUUCAAGGGUGUUUUCUUCCAAAUUCCUGCAUGGAAAGCUCCAGGUGCAGAUGGAUUUCAGGAUGGUUUUUGUCAGCAUAGUCGGAAAACGAUAGCAACACAUUUGGUAGACAUGAUACAGGGUUUUUUCAAGACUAAACACUUGUUGAAACAGUUAAGCCAUACGUUUCAAACACUCAUACCCAAGAAUGAUUGUCCUCAAUCCCCUGUAGACUACCGUCCUAUUAGUUUAUGUAAUCUAUCAUACAAGAUUAUAUCCAAACUAAUGGCGAAUAGAUUAAAACCUAUACUGAACAGGAUAAUCUCUCCAACUCAGUCUGCAUUUGUAUCUGGAAGAUGUAUCAAUGAUAACAUUAUCAUCGCACACGAGAAAAUCGACACUAUGCGAAGAAGCAAAUUGGAGAAACACUCUUUAGCAAUAAAGUUAGAUACGUGAAAGGCAUUCGACAGGGUGGGCUGGAGCUUUCUUCUCCAAAUUAUCAGACAGUUUGGGUUUGCUGAGGACUGGUGUAACCUUGUGGAGCAAUGUAUAAGUACGACUACGACUAUUCUCUUAAAUGGACAACCUUGUGAGAGCUUUAAACCUUCUUGUGGAUUACGAGAAGGUGACCCACUCUCUCCAUAUUUAUUCAUAUUAUGUAUGGAAGCUUUUUCAAUACUUUGAACCGAUGUAGAGUUAAAUAACAAAAUUCAUGGAGUAAAGGCAGCAACAUCAAG
Molecule: messenger RNA, 2505 nt
Organism: Papaver somniferum (opium poppy)
Lineage: Eukaryota; Viridiplantae; Streptophyta; Magnoliopsida; Ranunculales; Papaveraceae
Exons: 2
Coding region: 434-1510 (358 amino acids)
Source: RefSeq, a predicted model, not a curated record